AUGGAGAGGGCUGUGUGCGUGUCCUCACCGCACUCCCCGGGACAAUGGCUUUCCACAGGACUCCAGGUAACGGUGCGGCCGCCCCGGCGCCUCCGCAGGGCAGAGGGUGGGGGUGGUGGUUCUCUGCCCCGCACCCUCGGUGGGGCCAUUCGUUCUGAAGCUGUUCAACGUCCCGAGCUGACAGCCCCGCGGAAACCCGUGGACCCCCGAUCCCCGACCCGAGCCGCGUCUCCGGAGAACCGACACCGUUAUACUGCAGCCUGCGUUCCGGUGAAAAAACUCAGCUGCCACCACUGCAAGCAGCCGCUGCAGGGACAGAAGUACGUCGAGAAGGAGGGGCAGCCCUGCUGCGUCCGCUGCUACGAGAAAUUCAUCGCCAACACCUGCGCCGAAUGCAGGAAGCCGAUUGGCUGUGGUUCCAAGGAACUGCGGCACGGCGACAAGUACUGGCACGAAGGCUGUUUCCGCUGCUACCACUGCAGCCGCUCGCUCGCCAACGAUUCCUUCAGCAUCAAGAACGAGCGCCUGAUCUGCACCAAGUGUUUGCCCCGGACUGAUGCGUCCACCUGCCACAGCUGUAAGCGGGCGAUCAAACCAGGGACGAAGAGCUUUGAGUACGGCGGGUCCCACUGGCAUGAACGCUGCUUCACCUGCCAGCGCUGCCUGAAGGAGAUCGGCUCCGAGAGCUUCGUCCCGCAGGGCGACCAGAUCUUCUGCGUGUCCUGCAACGAGAAGAAGUUCGCCAAACACUGCACCCACUGCAGGAAGGCCAUCACCAGCGGGGGGGUGAGUUACCGGGACGAGCCGUGGCACACCGAGUGCUUCGUCUGCAAGACGUGUCGGAAGCAGCUGAGCGGAAUGCGGUUCACUGGCCACGAGAACUUCCUCUACUGUGUCGACUGUUAUAGCAACUUCAUCGCCAAGAAGUGUGGCACCUGCCACAAAGCGGUCACCGGAUUUGGUGGAACUGAGAUUGUGACUUAUGAAGAUCGUCAGUGGCACAAAGAAUGUUUCAAGUGUAAGAAGUGCUACAGCAGCCUGGUCAACCAGCGUUUUCGCAGCCACAACAGGGAUGUGUACUGCGAGGACUGUAGUAAAAACCUGUAAAGUCAAACCACACAUGCAGAAACAGCUUGCAUUCACUGCUCAGAAUUAUAUUAGUCCAUUUAAAAGCAAAAGCUAAUUAAGGCAACAAGAUUCAUCAAUGGCAAUGACAUAGCACCUAUUGGGAAUGAUUUCAGAUGUUAGAUAUACUUUGUGGUUUCUGCAGUAUUACCCUGAUAGAGAGGAAGCAAUGAAAGAUUUGACUAUGUCAUGGAAAGUUCUUUAAAAUGCCUGCAAUAUUUAAUCAUGUAACUUUAUAGACAAGCUUAUGACAAUAUUAAAUGCUGGAAUUUUAAACAUAGAAUGCCAUUUACUCAAUAUGUUACUGUAGUGCUUAACUGCAUGCAUUACCUGAAGUUUCUCCAACUUCUGGGCUUGAGUGAAAUGUGGUGCAUGGAAAUGUAAACUGAAGCUGGCGUAAUGUUUGCAGGAAAUAUUCUGCUGCAUUAAUAUCCCACAGCAGGUUACCAACCUGCUGCUGAGUGACUGUACAGCACAGAGCUGAGACUUCCUGCCGUAAAGAAUUGAAUACUUAAACACACAAUAUUCAGUUUUUGAAUUCACAGUAGUUUUGCCUUUAUUCACUGUCACAUGGGUAAUUUCCAGACUAACCUUAGGUUGCAACUCAGUUCCUUUGAAAUAACAUUUGUCAUAUGGAGAUGCACAUCAGUUAUAUACCCUGUUAACUAUAUAUACUGCGUGUGACCUGUUAGCAUGCAAGGUCACAGUCCAAUGUACCAGAUUAUUUGGAGCAUAAACAUAUUACCUUUUAAUAAA
This is a messenger RNA of Pristis pectinata (smalltooth sawfish), 1881 nucleotides long. RefSeq names its product four and a half LIM domains 1a (gene fhl1a). Gene Ontology annotation, molecular function: transmembrane transporter binding. The coding region runs from base 1 to 1107 and encodes 368 amino acids. The transcript is spliced from 6 exons. The record is from RefSeq and is a predicted model, not a curated record. NCBI's taxonomy places the organism in Eukaryota, Metazoa, Chordata, Chondrichthyes, Rhinopristiformes, Pristidae. Gene Ontology annotation, biological process: muscle organ development.